Messenger RNA from Electrophorus electricus (electric eel), 4832 nucleotides. It is a transcript of the gene nek10, whose product is annotated as NIMA-related kinase 10. Gene Ontology annotation, biological process: positive regulation of MAP kinase activity; regulation of cell cycle G2/M phase transition; protein phosphorylation. NCBI's taxonomy places the organism in Eukaryota, Metazoa, Chordata, Actinopteri, Gymnotiformes, Gymnotidae. The record is from RefSeq and is a predicted model, not a curated record. Gene Ontology annotation, molecular function: ATP binding; protein binding; protein serine/threonine kinase activity.
AGUGGCUUUUGUAGUCUCCAGGCUCACGGGGAAAGCCCACGUCUGGGGAGCCGCUCUCGUGGAUGAUGCCUCCCCGCUUAUGAGUGACUGACUGACUAUACCAGCUUCGUUCAGGAGCUUAACGCAGUUUAUCACCCACGCCAAGGGAAGGUUUGGGGGCAGUCGCUACUCAGGCUGAGACAGGCACUCCGCAACGCGGCGGACUACGCCAUGGAGUUCCGCAUGCUAGCGGCUGGGACUCAGUGGAACGAGCCAGCCUUGGUGGACGCCUUUGUGCACGGACUGAAAGCGGACCUGCAGGCGGAAUUAGCAUGCAAACCAGAGUCUUCCUCCAUGAACGAAGUGGUGCGCCUCGCGAUUACAUACGAUCACCUUCUACAAGAGCGGCGCAGACAACUGCAUUGGGGUUUGAGACAGCGAGAAAACGAUUCCCUCGCGGUACCAGGGGAAAAACCCACAGAGCCCAUGCAGCUGGGUGUGGCAGGAACGCGGGGCAAGCUCCUGAACCGAAGAAAAGGCGAGCAGUCGGAUGGCAUUAUCCAGCUGCCCACAGCAGAAAUCAAUAGAACACUGAAGGCAUGUGUUAAAAGCACAGAAGGGAUGAGCCAGGAUGAGGGAAAAUUGGACACUUUCAAAAUGCCUCCUCGAAACAGUCAAGCAGGAAGACAGAAAGCUAAGGAAAAAGAGCUCCUUGAUCUCAGGAGGCUUCUUUCAUUUGUCUCGGCCCCUAUUUCUAAGCAACAGGUCGAAGCCCUGAAGCCUCAGAAGUCGCGUCAUGGAAAUGAAAAGAAAAGUAUGAAAUACUCAUCCAGUGAGGCUUUAGAGCUGGAUAACUUCAGUGAAAAGUAUAGAGAAAAAAGGCAUUUCUGUGGCCACCCUCAUCAUGGUUUCUUCCUGGAUAUCUUUACUGCCUUGAUCAAAAACAGACUCAGCUGCAGCGAGUGGAUGGAACGCUCCUCACCAGAAAGCAUCCUGAGAGUUCUCAUCUGUUUAAGAUUGUUAAUAAGAGAGCCUCGUUACCAGAAAGUAUUCUAUGAGCUACAUGGAUUAAGUCAUCUGGUAAAGUACAUGGAGUCAGUCACCAGAUAUUAUCUGGAAAAUGGAGACCAAGCAAUGGAAAGAGAACAGCUGGUCACUAUGACUUAUAUGUGUCAAAAACUUUCCACAACAGAAGAACAAAGAAAGUGGAUGAUUGAAUGUGAUGCUCAUAAGACUCUAGUAAAGCUUCUUUCUGCACAAGACACUAAUGUGCUAUUAGGCUCUCUUCUGGCCCUCACCACUCUAGCAGACAGCACUAAGGCCAAGGAGAAGAUCGGAGAGCUGUCUAUUGCAGAGAAUCUUCUUGAAAUAUUGCAAGAACAUGAAACAUUAUCGAAAAGGCUGAGUGCAGAGCUGCUGCGGUUGCUCUGUCCCAUCCCGUAUGUGCGGGAGCAGGUGCGUCAGAGUGAGGGCGUUCCUGUGCUUCUGAGCGCGCUCCACACAGAUCACCUGAAGCUGCUGUGGAGCACAGCGUGGGCCCUUGUUCAGCUGUGCCAGGACCCAGAGAGCAGCGCAGACAUCUGUGCCUGGGGCGGAGUCCAGCAGCUGCUGCACAUCCUGCAGGGAGAGCGAACAUACGUGUCUGAUGGCUCGUCCAUAGAGACGUUGUCCAGUGCUAACGUCGCAGGCCGCUUGCAUGUGCAACACCUGUCCGGGCAGAUAAGUCUGCCUGAAGCCGAGGAGAACACUGUGGCCCUACACUCUGCGUGCUGCGCAGCCAUAACGGAGCUGGCACUGGACGACACGGCGGCACAUCACGUGGUGCAGGAGAAUGGAGUGUACAUAAUAAGCAAACUGAUACUGCCCCAUGGCUCCACAACUGGACAAAAGGCAGCAUCGCUACAGUGUUAUGCUUUCAGGGCCCUACGGUUCCUUUUCAGCAUAAAACGCAACAGACACGUUUUCAAAAGUCUCUUCCCACCCGAAUUGUUUGAGAUGUUCAUCGACGUUGGGCACUAUGUGAGAGACAUCACCGCAUAUGAGCCACUUCGGGAGAAAGUCUCGCUGCUUUCGACUGAAGAACUGGAUGGACUGAGAGAGAAAAUUGAGGCAGUGAACCAGAACCGGACACCUCUUAAAAUAAUCAAUGGCUACUCCAUUCUGCACCAUCUGGGCAGCGGAGCCUUUGGCAGUGUUUUCAAGGUGCGUAAACAAGGUGUGCAGAACUGUCUAGCACUAAAGGAAGUCAACCUCCACAACCCUGCUUUUGGACAUGACAAGAAGUCCAGAGACAGCAAUGUUGAGAAAAUUGUGUCGGAGCUUACCAUAAUCAAAGAACAGAUGGCACACCCAAACAUUGUCAAGUACCUAAAGACAUUUAUAGAAGGUGAGCGGCUAUAUAUUGUAAUGGAGCUUGUAGAAGGGGCUCCACUCGCUGACCACUUCAGCUCUCUCAAAGAAAAACAGCAGACAUUCACCGAAGAGAGAGUGUGGAAUGUUUUUAUCCAGAUAUGCCUUGCAUUAAGAUACUUACACAAAGAGAAGAGGAUUGUCCACAGAGACCUCACUCCAGGCAACAUCAUGCUCGGGGAGAGAGACAAAGUCACCAUCACUGACUUUGGUCUGGCAAAACAGAAAGAAGAGAGCAGCAAGCUCAUGUCUGUUGUCGGGACCAUUCUCUACUCCUGUCCAGAGAUUGUAAAGAGUGAGCCGUAUGGAGAGAAGGCAGACGUAUGGGCUAUGGGCUGUGUCUUGUACCAGAUGGUCGCUCUCAGACCUCCAUUCUAUAGCACCAAUAUGCUCUCCCUGGCUACCAAGAUAGUGGAGGCAGAGUUUGAGCCAGUGGAAGACGACACCUUCUCAGAAAGAGUUACAGACAUGAUUAAAUGGUGCCUGACCCCCAAUGCCGAUUUGCGUCCUGACGUCGUGCAGGUCAGCUCCAGAAUCUGUGACCUGAUUAUGCGCUUUCUCGAUGGCCUGAGUACCUCUUAUAACACUCUUGAGAAGAGGGCGGAGCGGGAGUGGAGGCGUGCACAAAAGUACUGCCUGGAAAACAACCGCACGAAGCUCACACGCACACCUUCGUCCAUGCCUCGGGCCUUUAAAGACUCACUUGUUAUUCAAGAUGGUCUCCGGACUGGGAGAAGUGACCUACAUUUCUCUACGGAAAGCCAUACUCAAGAUAAGGAAUCAAGUCAUGUCUCAAAAGCAGCUGGGUCUGCCAUGAGUACAGUCCAAACACAGGCAAAUAUACUCUCAAAUCUAAAUUCAGACUCAGCAAAGUCCCCUGACAGCUAUUCAGUAUUUGAUGAACAAACCCAAGCUGGUGGAUUACUUGAUUUUAUGAAAUCCAAAGCUCAACCAGCACCAGCAGGAAUUUGUGUAUCCCACAGAAGGGUUCGACAAAUCGACGAUCCUAACCUUAGGCUUCUUGGACUGCUCCAUAAGAUUAUAUUCAUUACUCAGCUUCCACCGGGACCUGAAAACACUUUUCAGCGUCGUGCAGUAGAGCGCUUUAAGAAAACACUCUUCCAGUGUGGCAGCAGUCCAUCUGACCUGAAAAUUGAGCUAAAUAAGGUCCUUCAGGGAAGCCAAGAGAUGGUGGAUUUGGUAUCAGCGAACAGGAAAUGGUGUUCCAUGGUCCAGUCUCUUAGCAGGCACAGAGCUGAGACAUCCGGGGAGUUGGGUUACUCGAGCCUUCAGGAGGGGAUCACUUACGAGCAGCUACAGACCAUGAUCGAGGACGUACUGGAGCAAAGUGGUUGUUACAGAACACCUUUGUCCAGGAGUGAGUUAGAGGGAAGGGCUGGGAACAGCAGAUCCGCUAGUCCAUGACAUCAUGUGCAAUAAUCUGCGACACUGAACACAUGGAAUCACAAGGGAACCUGAGAACUGCAUUGCUCCCCCUAGUGGUCCCACCAAUAAAUACUUCACACUUAAACUAUGGCUUCCAAAAAUAUAUGGAGUUUAUAAGCUAAAAUUUUUGACCCUGGUUCUGAGCUGUGAAUGUAUUUGUUGAAUACCUACUAUAUACCUUGUUCAUGGCAAUGAGGUAAAUAUCUUUCACAUGCAGUAAAAUUCUAAGAUAUCUGAGUGAAUGGCUAAUUCACCUCAUAAUGCUCAUUGUGUCUGUUUCUUGAGACACCUCUUGCACCGUUUAUAUCUUAAUAGCAGACGAGACGGUAAAUGGACCAGUUUUUUUUUUUUUUUGUUCUGUGUAUGGAUAAUGUGGCCCAUGCAGACAUGGAGUUCAUAGUCUGACAUGGUUUAAGUUACAUUAUCUUAUCACUCCUAUUUAGAGGAUUUCUGAUGUAAUUUCUUUAAGCCCUGAGAGAGGGGCCUCUCAUCUUUUGAGUUUCACUUCAAAUCUCAAGCUGUCCUGGCACUUAACAGUCUUGUACUCAACUGCAGUUGUGAAUAAAUAAAAAAUACUAAAUAGCUAUUCUAGGAAUACUACAGUAAGAUCUAUUCCUGUUAUUGGAGAAACAUUUUGAAAAUAUUUUUUUUAAAUGUAAGGCGUCUUAUUUCCAGCUAUAAAUAAAAUAAGCAAAGUUUUUUUUAAAACAUUGAUUUUUAAAUAGAUAUUUAUUGAUAUAGUAUAUGUAGAUAUCUGAAAUAGAUGUACACAACAGACCAGAUGGACAAAUAAAGAAUGUUCCAUUCCAUCUAUCAAUAGUUUCCUAUGGUUUAUGUAUUGAAGGUUGUCCACACCGUUGAGCUUUCUUAUGCAUAGAGCGAUAAAGAGGAAACGAGUGGCCGGAAGAGGUACGGGGCACCUGCAUCGCAGCUGUCUCUCCCGCCAGUCGCACCAAAUAAAACUUCAGUUAAAAAAAAAAAAAAAAAAAAAAAAAAAA